GCCAAAUCCAGCUGUACAAUGAAUAAUCCAUCCAAUCCCCAGAAAAAGGAACCCCUCACUAUGCCGUAGUUCUACAGAUGUAGAAUUUGUAACCUCAUAUCAUUAUAUAAAGUGUCUUUCCCCUCCCUCGGUCUCAUUCUCAUAUCUACACCCUCAAAUUAAUUAAUGACAUCGCGCAUCACCCAAUUGGGAAAGCAACUCUUCACAAUGGCUCAAAAGACCAAGACCGACAUCACCCUCUACACCACCAACACGCCCAAUGGCAUCAAACCCUCUAUUCUGCUCGAGGAGCUUAACCUCGAGUACAAGGUGUAUCCUAUCAAGAUGACAGAGAAUGAGCAGAAGGAAGAGUGGUUCCUCAAGAUCAACCCCAACGGUCGCAUCCCUGCUCUCACCGAUACUCUCGACGGCAAGCAGAUCCGUGUUUUUGAGAGUGGUGCUAUGCUGCAGUACCUCGUUGAUCGCUAUGAUAAGGAUCAUAAGCUUUCGUUCCCUCAUGGAUCUGCUGAGCAUUGGGAGAUGACCAGCUGGCUCAUGUGGCAGAUGGGUGGCCUCGGUCCCAUGCAGGGUCAAGCCAACCACUUCAAGCGCUAUGCUCCCGAAAAGAUUGAGUACGGCAUCAACCGCUACACCAACGAGACCCGCCGUCUCUACCGCACCCUCGACACUCACCUCGCCCAGACAUCAUCCGGCUACAUCGUCGGCGACAAAGUAACCAUCGCCGACAUUUCCAUUUGGGGCUGGGUCUCCAGCGCAAAAUGGGCUGGCGUUGAUCUCUCCGAGUUCCCUCACCUCGAGAAGUGGCUCUACAAGCUCCUUGAGCGUCCUGGUUUCGAGGCUGGUCGUCAUGUUCCUACGCGCCACACCGCGUUUGAGCUGGCCAAGCUGAGUGAGGAGGAACUUGAGGCAAAGGCUAGUGCGUCCAAGGCUUGGGUUCAGUCUGGUAUGAAGGAAGAUGCGAAGAAAUAAAUAAUGACAGCAUAAACGAAGCGUAAUACAUUCUGUUUUAACUAUCUCCCGA
Molecule: messenger RNA, 1021 nt
Organism: Fusarium odoratissimum NRRL 54006
Lineage: Eukaryota; Fungi; Ascomycota; Sordariomycetes; Hypocreales; Nectriaceae
Product: glutathione S-transferase
Exons: 5
Coding region: 166-969 (267 amino acids)
Source: RefSeq, a predicted model, not a curated record